This is a messenger RNA of Daphnia carinata, 2898 nucleotides long. RefSeq lists its product as uncharacterized. The transcript is spliced from 4 exons. The record is from RefSeq and is a predicted model, not a curated record. Bases 64 to 2466 code for a protein of 800 amino acids. NCBI's taxonomy places the organism in Eukaryota, Metazoa, Arthropoda, Branchiopoda, Diplostraca, Daphniidae.
GAUUCACGAAAUCGAGAGUUUGCGGGCCUAUUUGAAAACAGCGAUUCCCAUACGAAGCGACAGAUGGCUAAACAAAGACGUCAGCCGGCAUCGCACCUGGUGUGGUCGGCUACCUACCUCCUCGUAAUCAUGAUCGCCGGGAUGAUCGGCCGAGCCGAUGGCCAAUUCACCGACACCGAAGAAACCAGCGGAGCCCCAACCACGCCCGCUAAUUUGAGUUCGUCUACCAGCAUCGCAACGACUGCGGCCACUCCACAACAGCAACCGGAACCCCAGCCGCAAACAUCGGGACCUUCGUUUUCGUCCACUUCGCCCGCUACGGCCGGUUUGAAUUGUCCGGAGGACAGCGUGACUUUCGAGCUCAUUACUGGCUACGUCUAUUCAGCACCCGCGGACAUGCUCGACUCACAACCGGGCACGCUCAUGCUAACAGACUGUAUUCAGACAUGUAGGCAAAACGCUAGCUGUCAGUCCAUCAAUUACGAAACUGGGCUCUGCGUGCUCUUCAGCUCCAACGCCGAUUCCAUGCCAGGCGCUUUGACAACGUCGCAAUUCCCCGUCUUCACAUUGUACGUCCAGAAGAAUUGUCUGCGCAUCACGGUAGGAUCUACGGAACCGGUCGAGUCCAUCACCGACGGACGAGGAGCCCUCCGCAUCAGCCCGGCAAGCCCAGGACAGCGCAACCCAUUGAGACCGCAACGUCUUCCGACAAGCCGGGCCGAACCAGUUGGUGCCAACACCGUUUGCAACCGCGCCUGGAGCUUUGAACGCGUCCAGGGCUACGAGUUGGAGACGCUGGCCAAACGCCGUCGCCGCGUGGCUAACCGACAAGCUUGCGAGGAACUCUGCCUUGGCGAACGUGAAUUUACUUGCAGAUCGGUGAAUUUCAACAAUGUCACUGGCGAUUGUCGUCUAUCCGAUAUGGACCGUCACACGAUGGCCGGAACUGGCGCUUUCAAAACGUCGUCCAACUCUGAUUACAUGGAAAACAACUGCGUCGACGAUCCAGUCAAGCUCUGCGAGUUCCAAAAAUUGGAGGGACGCAUCCUCAAGACCGUCGAUUCCGUCUUCCAAGAUGUGAGCACCAUCGAUGAUUGCCGUCAACUCUGCCUCACCGCGCCCUACCGAUGCCACUCUUUCGACUACGCCGAUACUGGCGAGAAUGUCUGCCGUCUCAGCCAUCACGCUUUGGCCACUUUGACCAACAUUCAGGAACCUUAUUUGGAGAUUGCCGGAGCGGCCACUUACGAAUUGAGCUCGUGCUACAACGUCACGAUCGAUUGCCGCUCGGGCGACAUGGUGGCUAAGAUUCGCACUAGUAAAAUCUUUAACGGCAAAAUCUACGCCAAAGGCAGUCCCAAUUCUUGCGUCAAUGACGUCACGGCCAGCCUUGACUUUGAGCUGCGCAUGGCCUACAACGACAUCGAGUGUAACGUUCGCAAAGACGGACAAGGCCGAUACUCCAACGACAUCAUUCUCCAGCACCACGACCGUAUCAUUACCAGCGCCGAUUUGGGUCUGUCCGUCCACUGUCAGUACGAUUUGGGCAACAAGAGCGUUUCCAACCAGGUCGACCUGGAAAUCACCGGCGAUAUCAUCCCCGUUCUCAGCGAAGAGGCCGUCGUCGAAGGACCCAAUGUCAUUAUGCGCGUUACCUCCAAGGAUGGCGUCGACGUGCCUUCCGCCCAGGUCGGAGACGCUCUGGACCUCCGCUUCGAGAUUGUCGACAAGAACAGCCCGUACGAGAUCUUUGUCCGCGAUCUGGUCGCCCUCGAUGGAGUCGAUAGCAACGAGAUUUUAUUGAUUGACGACCGCGGUUGCCCGACCGAUCCCAGUAUUAUGGGCGUCAUUGACAAAUCGAUCGAAUCCAGCAAAAUCCUCCUCAGCGCUUUCGACGCUUUCAAAUUCCCCUCGUCCGAUAAGGUUCAAUUCCGCGCUUUGGUCUCGCCCUGUCUACCAUCUUGCGAGCCCGUCAAAUGCGACGUGGCCGACUACACCGGAGACGUCCGCCUGCUCGAUUCUUACGGUCGCAAGAGGAGAGCUCUGGCACGUCAAAGACGCGACGCUGAGAGCGAAGAGGUCCUCGUCGUUCAAACGAUCGAAAUUGUCGACAGAUUCAACCCACCACCAGCAGCCGAUUUGUCCGACCGCGUGAUGGAAUUGGAAAAAGAUAGAAACCACUAUUCGUUCAUCAACGAUUUGAAGCACGGCGGUAAUGCUUCGUUGACUGAAGUGUUUAUCAAAGAGAAAUUGUCGGGAAGCAGCUGUAUCAACACGCUCGGCCUUAUCAUCGCCGGAGCUCUAUUCUUGGCCGCCCAAUUGGUCAUCAUUGUAGCCUGGACUUACAUCUGGCAAAGAAAGAGGCGGGCCAAGCAACAAGAUAAUAUGACAAUGGUCGACGUCGCCGUCAACAAUCUCCACCAGCUCUACAACCCGAGCAAUGCCGGUUACUCACGAAGACUCUAAAGCGUUCCAGACAACAGAUUCUCUGAUGUUCUUUUUUCAAUCUCCUCGGUUGGUAUUUUUUUGUUUAAAAAAUGUUUCCCUCCCCGACAAUGUGACUCAACAGGGAGACGCAAGGGGUUCUCGAAAACGCCUUCCCUCUUCCCGAAAGGGUCAUUAAGUCACAUACGUGGUUUCUCUUGAUUUGGGGUUUUGAAAAGCAAGGUGAUGGGGUAUUCUAUCGAUUCUGAAUGAGGCGUUUCUAUCCUACUGAUAUAAUCCACUCAAUCUGUUCCAGUUAUUCCUAGGCUUAAGAAUUUCUUAGUAUACUUAUGAUACGAAAUGCUUUCCCCUUCUUCCCCCCCCCCCUGUCACUCCCGUUUUUUUUAUCGUGCAAUCGAACUACCUAGUGUUUGCAAACGGCCUUUUUCCUUAUUCAAAAGUUAGGUUAAGAAC